Messenger RNA from Parasteatoda tepidariorum (common house spider), 1466 nucleotides. RefSeq lists its product as uncharacterized. The record is from RefSeq and is a predicted model, not a curated record. Lineage: Eukaryota; Metazoa; Arthropoda; Arachnida; Araneae; Theridiidae.
GAAACUUAAAAUAUAAUCUUUUUUUUAAUGAUAAUAUAUAUGCAAAGAGAGUAUUCAUAUACAUUCGAUUUAUCAAUACGGCUGAUACUUUAACAUUUUUUUUAGAAAUAGGAAUGUUUGAGGAUGAUCGGCUUUCGAAAACUGAAGACAAGAAAUCUUUACUUUAUUCUGAGAAUUCUAUAGGUGAUGAUGAAUUAAAACAGAAAGGAAGAAUGUUUGAUGAUAAUCUUCCCUCGAAAACUGAAAACAAGAAUUUUUUAUUUUAUUCUCCAGCUUCUAAAAGUGAUGAUGAAUUAAAACAGAAAGGAGGUAAAUGGUUAUUGUUUGCUCAUAACGAUCUGAGAGAAUUGGAUCAAAGAUGGGUUGUGUUGCAAAAUUUAUGCAAUAAUGGAACUCUAGCUGCAAUUAAAUCAUCCACCGUAGCCUGUUCUGAUCCUUUUUAUGUAACUGUUUGCUACACUACUGAUCCCAACAAUCAAAAAGAGGUCAAAUACACAGCAGAUGAAAUCAGAAAAUUAGUAGACUAUAAAUUGUCAAUGUAUUAUAAGGCUUCUAAAUUAUCUACGGGAUUAAAUGGAGAAUUGGAGAAAAAGGAAAUGCACUUGUAUGAGCACACAGUGAACGGAGAGUUCUACAAAAAAGAAAUGGAUGAUUUAAAGCCUUCAACGAUACUUUGGAAGCCUUUUACUACAUUUAUCGGAGCUUGUGGGAAAAAAGAAGAAGGAAGACUAAGAGAUGGUAAAUUAUUUGAUGAAACACACAGAAUAACAUUCACAGAAAAAACAAUGAAAAAGAGAGGCAGAUGGACAUUGCAUUCUUUCGGUGACUUGGAUCAAAUCGAUCACAGAUGGGAGGUGUUGAAAAGCUUGUGUGAGAGUGGCGUCCUUGCGUCCAUCAUAUCUUCAACAGGUACUUGCAAUCCGAGAAAAGGAGUGACUAAAUGCUUCACUUCUGACUUUGAAAAUACUAAAGAAGUGCUAAGAGCAGCAAAAGAAAUAAGGAAUUUAAUAGAUUAUGAGUAUGUGAUGUACUAUGCAACGGCUGAAAAAACGAGUGGUAUUGAAGUGAUGUAUAAUACUAGAUACAUAUAUACUGUGAAAGGAGGCUUUUAUGGAAAAGAUAAAUACAUGAGAUGGAUUAGUCUGAUGACGUAAUUUUGAAAAUAGUGGAUAUUUUUGAUAUAAAUAAACAAAAUUAAUUAUUCAUAUUCAGUUACAAGAUGCAGCUUUAAUCUGAAUAAAUACAUCUGAAAUGUCCAAUGAUUUAAUUACUUAUUUGUAUGUUUAGACAAUUGGUAUAUUAUUUUCCCCGUAUUAAAAAAUGUCGAAAACCUUUAUGAAUUCUGAUAUUAUGACAGUUUAAUUGAUUUAUAGAAAUAAUACGGUCUCUAAAAUAUGUAUACUUCUUAUAUUAAAAAAAACAUUAAUAGGCAUUGAUUUUGUUAAUAAAUAUUUAUAGCUGCAAAA